CCUCCUCCAACUCAAUCAACAAGUUACACUCCACCACCAACAUCCAAGCCACCAACUUCAACUCCACCAUCCCCUACAUCAAAAGCAACACCUCCUCCGACACCAUCAACAUCAACUCCACCAACCCCUACUUCUGAAGCAUCACCUCCGCCAACACCAUCAAAUAGUUAUAAUCCACCUCCCACAUCAACUCCACUAACCCCUACAUCCCAAACAUUACCUCCUCCAACACCAUCAUCAUCAACUCCACCAACCCCAAGAUCCCAAGCGUCACCUCCUCCGGCACCAUCAUCAUCAACUCCACCAACCCCAUUAUCCCAAGCAUCACCUCCUCCGACACCAUCAACGAGUUAUAAUCCACCUCCCACAUUCAAGCCACCAUCAUCAACUCCACCAACUCCUUCAUCCCAAGCCUCACCUCCUCCACCUUCCAAUUCAACACCACCAAGCCCUUCAACCAACGUAUCACCUCCACCAAAAGAAGAAACAACUUAUAUUCCACCUCCCACUUCCAAGCCACCAACUUCAACUCCGCUAAGUCCUUCACAACAAGCAUCACCUCCUCCUCAAGAAUAUGACACUUAUUCUCCACCUCCCAUAUCCAAGCCCCCAACAUCAACUCCGCCGGCCCCUUCAAUCCAAAAAUCACCUCCUCCAACACCAUCAACGGGUUAUAAUCCACCUUCCAUUUCAAUUCCGCCAACCCCUUCAUCCCAAGCAUCACCUCCUCCAGCACCAUCAAUGAGUUAUACUCCACCUCACACAUCAAAACCACCAACAUCAACUCCACCAACCCCUUCAUCCCAAGUAUCACCUCCUCCGACACCAUCAACGACUUACAGUCCACCUCCCACAUCAAAGCCACCAACAUCAACUCCGCCAACACCUUCAUUCCAAACAUCAUAUCCUCCGACACCAUCAAAGGAUUAUAUUCCACCUCCCACAUCAAAACCACCAAAAUCAACUCCACCAACCCCAUUAACACAAGCAUCAGCUCCUCCGACUCCUUCAAAGACUUAUACUCCUUCUCCCACUUCUAACCCACCAAGUCACACAAUAGUUUCGAGUCCUCCUAAACCUAACAAGGCAUCUCCAGGCCCAUCACCUACCCAAACACCAAUUUCAGCUCCCCCUAAACCUAGCAAAGCAUCUCCAAGCCCAGCUCCAACUCAAACACUAAUUUCGGCUCCACCUAAACCUGGAAAAACAACUCUGGGCCCAUCUCCAAUUCGAACUCCAGUUUCGGCUCCUCCUAAACCUAGCAAAGCAUCUCCAGGACCAUCUCCAACUCAAACGCUAGUUUUGGCUCCUCCUAAACCUGGAAAAACAUCUCCAAGCCCAUCUCCAAUUCAAACGCCAAUUUUGACUCCACCUAAACCUAGCAAAGCAUCUCCAGGACCAUCUCCAACUCAAACGCCAGUUUUGGCUCCACCUAAAUCUGUCAAAGAAUCUCCCGGAACAUCUCCGACUCGAACGCCAAUCUCGGCUCCACCCAAACCUGUCAAAGCUUCUCUAGGCCCAGCUCCGACAAGAGCACCAAUUCAAGCCCCUCAGAAACCUCCUAAGGCAUCUCCAUUACCAACUCCAACUUUAACACCAGUUUCUACUCCUCCUAAACGAUCUCCAGCCCCAGCUCCAACUACAAAACUAAGUUUCCCACCUCAAAAACCACCUAAGCCAUCUCCAGUUCAGGCUCCAACUCAUACACCAAUUUUAGCUCCCCCUAAAUCAUCUCCAAUGCCGACUCCAACUCGAACACCAAUUUCGCCUCCUCAAAAACCUCCUAAGUCAUCUCCAGUUCCUGUUCCGACUCAAACACCAGUUUCACCUCCUCCAAAACCAUCUCCAGUCCCAACUCCGGUUCGAACACCAGUUUCUCCUCCACAUAAACCUCCUAAGCCAUCUCCAACCCCAGCUCCAAUUCAAAUACCGGUUUCUCCUCCACAGAAACCUUCUAAGCCAUCUCCAACCCCAGCUCCAGUUUUGACACCAGCUUCUGCUCCACCUAAACCAACUAAGCCAUCUCCAGCUACAACUCCAAUUUUGACACCAGUUUCGGCUCCUACUAAACCCACUAAGCCAUCUCCAGUCCCAACUCCAACUUCCACACCAAUUUUAGCUCCUCCUAAGCCAUCUCCUGUCCCACCACCGACGAAAUCGUAUCAACCACCACCGCCUUCUACACCAGUUUCAACUCCUCCUAAACCAUCUCCUGUCCCACCAACGGUUCAAUCGCAUCCACCAACACCAACACCCGCACGGUCAUUAACUCCUCCUCCUACUCAUGAUGUUCCUUCACCACCGCCAAGACACGAGGACUUCAUUCUCCCACCAAACAUGGGCUCGCAAUACUCUUCCCCACCUCCGCCAAUGUUCCAAGGCUAUUAA
Cornus florida is the source of this 2388-nucleotide messenger RNA. RefSeq names its product proline-rich extensin-like protein EPR1. The transcript has a single exon. Bases 742 to 2388 code for a protein of 548 amino acids. Lineage: Eukaryota; Viridiplantae; Streptophyta; Magnoliopsida; Cornales; Cornaceae. The record is from RefSeq and is a predicted model, not a curated record.